AUGGACGAUGAGGAUUACACGGAUCAAAAAAAUUGUAUCACGACAACCACAAACGUCCCCGCCACAACAAAUGAUCGGCAACGACCUGUGACGAUAAACAACCCAGAAGAUGUCCAUUUUCACCAGCAAACACAAAAUGAACUCCAUCUUCAUCAAACAGUUAUGUGGCACCACCACUACCAACACUACUUUAGACCACAGCAACAACGCACAGAGGAAGGUCAACCACAAGCAACCAACCAACCAAAAGCAACCAAACCACCCCAACUUAUCAUUAUUGAUAAACUCGUUGAAGAAUUAAUAAGAAUAUUAAGAAGAAUGUUAGAAGAACUUCGUGGAGAAUUUCUUUUGCCAGCGGGAGUUUUAGUUCCAGGUCGUAUCACCAGGCCUGUUCCACUUCUGAUAACCAAGGUCCGACAAAUAUUAGAUGAUGAAUGGCAGCUACAAAGAAACCAACGUGAGAACUUGCAACAGAUGUACAGACCAGAAGGUUCUAUACGAACUGAGGAACUCUUUGAUAUCGCAAAACAAGUGGCACAACAAGAAGCCGACAACAAGUGUAACACUAGAGAAGCCAAGGCCAUGCAUGUACUAAAAUAUGGUAACAUUGUUUGUGUGGUUGGACUACCUGGGGUUGGUAAGAGCACUCUUUUAAAGAUGAUGAUCAACUGUAUUGUUGUAGAUAAAUCAGUGAAACCAGAUACGCAGUUUUUGUUUCACGUCUCUUUGAAGGAUUUUAACCCAGAUGAGAAAAUUAAUCUGUUAGAGUUUCUUCUAUAUGGCAAAUGGAGUGAGUGGAAUCAUUCUGAUGAAGAGAACAAAGCUUUGGUUCAUUUCCUGUACAACAAUCCAAAUGUUGUUAUUUUAGUUGACGGAUGGGAUCAGCUGUAUACAAAACAAGCCAGCAAAAAGCUCCGUAAAUGCCAACUUGAUAGCAGGCAAAUACCGGAGGUAUUUGUCAAGAACUUAAUGAUGGGCAAUCUUCUACCUAACGCCGCAAAGGUUAUCACAUCAAAACCAGGUCAGUUUUACGAGCUUCAUCUUGAUUAUCGACAGGGUUUGGUUACUGAACUUCGUGGUAUGGAUAAACCUGGGAAAAAGAAUCUUACCAAACAGAUAUGUGGCGAAGCCGAUUUUGAAACCGUGGAAAGGGUAUUGGCUGAGCAUCCUAACUUGGAUGCUUUGUGCUACAUUCCAGUCUAUUGUAUUCAAAUCGUUGCAUGUCUUUAUUCAAGCUUUUCAUCGGGGCGUGAGAUCCAUUCAAUGACUGAUGUGUUUAUUCAUACUCUUACCAACUACAGAGCUUCAGAUCAUGUAAGAACAAACAUGUCAGAACGACAAAUUGGCGAAGAACUGGUUAAACUUACUCACCUUGCGUACAGAGGAUUUGCUGAAAGAAAAUUAAUUUUUCAGCAGGAAGACUUCGAAGAGAAAAUGAGUAUCUUGAAGGGAAAGACACGAAGUUGCUUCACACAACUCAUCUGGCAAGAGUUGUACGCAGCAGUGCAUUUAAUGUUGUUCAUGUCUAAAGAAGAAUUCCACAGAUGUAUGGACAAUUUUAUGGAUCCACAUUGGUUCAUUACCACAAGAUUUAUGUUUGGCAUAUGUAACUCGACUACAUAUGAAGACCUAAAAGUCAUUUUCCCAGCUUCCAUGAUAAAAGAUUACAAGGAAAAAAAGAAUAUUUUCAAAUCUUUAAUUUCAUUUCAUUCUUUCAGCAAUGAAAAUGUGAUCAGAAUGUCAGGUUGGGUGCAUGAAGCCAACGAUGCAGAAAUAUCAUACAGGUUUCAAAAGUGCAUGCCUCAAGAUUUAAAAUGA
Ciona intestinalis (vase tunicate) is the source of this 1818-nucleotide messenger RNA. NCBI's taxonomy places the organism in Eukaryota, Metazoa, Chordata, Ascidiacea, Phlebobranchia, Cionidae. The record is from RefSeq and is a predicted model, not a curated record.